This is a messenger RNA of Pleurotus ostreatus (oyster mushroom), 5595 nucleotides long. RefSeq lists its product as uncharacterized. The coding region runs from base 1 to 5595 and encodes 1864 amino acids. The transcript is spliced from 8 exons. The record is from RefSeq and is a predicted model, not a curated record. Lineage: Eukaryota; Fungi; Basidiomycota; Agaricomycetes; Agaricales; Pleurotaceae.
AUGAACGUCGCACUUCUCCUCGACUCGCCCUCCGACGAGCAGCGCAGAAGGAAUGCGCCGCCAGCUCAGUCGAUUUCAGAACUCGAUAGCAGGUCCUCGAGGGUGCAGGGGCAACAGCAACAGCAGCAGCAGCAACAACAAGGAAGAGGGCAGGGAGGGGAUGGGGUAAGCACAUAUCGAGCAAGCACGCCACUUUACCCGUCGCCGAUUCCGAUGCAUAUGCAGCCUGCUGCGCAGGCUCCCAUCCCGCCCUCGCCACUGUCUGCGCGCCCGAUGCCAAACAUUCCUGCACCCUACUCUCUAUCCGACCCUUCUCCGAUGUACCAUCCCCCACCUCCUACCGGGCCCGCCCGCAUGUCGAGCAGCGGCAACACCACCCCGACGCACACCCAUGCGGCGGUAGCCUCGAGCCAUCUUCCACCCCCCGCCCAUCCUCAUGGUCAUUCACAAGCACAGUCCCCUGCCAUGGCGUCUCUUCGCCCCUUGGACCCUGUGCCUCUCACUUCGUCAUCAACGUCCGGAAUUCAGAACCAUUUUUCGGGGGCACUAGCCACUUCGGUUGCGUCCCCUCAUCACGGCACCCAGCCUGCUUCUGCUCACACGACAUCACGCGGUUAUGGAGAGACGCCCUUUCCCACGCACGUUUCGACAAUGGGCGUGGGAAUGUUGAAAGGCACUCCUCAUCCGCAACCGAUCAUGGACUCGAGCUCAAGCCAGCACUGGGAUCGCGACCGGGAGAGAGAGAGGGAAAGGGAUCGCGAGAGGGACCGCGCAGACAGAAGAAAACUGGCAGACACUGGGCGGUCUCGGUCGCGGCACGGAUCGUUCACAGAACCGGCACCACCGCUCGGCAGCCUCAAGUCCUCCGGCAUCAUGAAUCCUCCCCCACCACAUUCGUCCUCCGCUCCGUCGCAAUCCCAAUCUCAGUCCCAUCAUCUUCAGCCUCUUCCUCCACCACCACCACCUCACCAAUCCCUUCCCCAUAACUCACCGCAUCUGCUAAAUGCGUCUCAGCCCCCGCAUUCAGGGCAGUCACGGUCCCGACGCGGCUCGUUGUCUCAUAUAUCUAACCCCGUUGGCCACCCCGGGAGAGUGAACACGGCACCACCUCAAGCAGCUAUUGUUGGACCUGGUGUCAGGCCUGGCACUUCGGGUCCUGGGACGAGCCCUGGUAGUGGUAUUGGUCCGGGUGUUGGGUCGAAGCCACGUACACCACCGAUGGCCAGCUUACAGCAAAGCGGGCCCGUACAUGCACCGUUACUCGCCCCAAGUCCCUCGAAGAGCGACGAGAGCUUGAGCGGACGCAGAGAUAUGAUGGAAGAACCCCUUGGCCCUGGCGCGCUGAGAGAGAGAGACUUCAGGGAAAGAGACCGAGAAUUCCGAGACCGAGACAUGCGAGACUUUCGCGAAAGAGAUUAUAGAGACAGGGACAGGGAGUUGCGCGAGCGUGAGUGGGAGAGAGAGAGGGAACGCGAGCGGGAGCGGGAGAAGAGGGACAGGGAAAUGAGAGCACAACGGGACAGAGAGGAUAUGGAAAUUAUCCGCGCUGCUGCGUCGAACAGGAAGCAGCAGGAGCAGCAGUCCACCCAAGCAAGUGGACCGCAGCAAACGGAAUUGCUGGUGUUGAAACCCAAUGUUUCAACGGCAGACAGAGAUUACCGUGACCGUGACCGCGAACGAGAUCAACGCGAACGCGACAGAAAUCGUGAACGUGACCGAGAAAGAGAAAGAGACAUGCGUGAGAGGGAGCGCGAACGCGAAAGGGAGCGGGACCUCUGGGAUCGAGACAGGGAAAGAGCCUAUCGCGAGGACCGUGAACGCGAUCGGGACUACCAUGCUCAUCAGCCGCCGGCUCCCCCACAAGGCCAGCACCACCAACAUCUACCUCAUCAACCUCACUCACAUUCCCAUCCGCCUCACCACCACCCCGGCGGAUCUCUGCAUCACCCCUCACAUAAUUACCCCCAUUCCCAUGCCCACUCUACUCCAAUUACCCAGGUUCACCAAAUUCAACUCCCACGCACCCAGCCGCCACUUCCCCAGAACUUCCCACCUCAACAGCAGCAGCACACAUCUCACCCUCCAAGCCAUCAGGGUUCUCCGACCCACCCUCACCAAAUAUCAAGCCCGUAUAGCCAGCACCAACAGAGUCAGCAGAGUCCACCAUUGUUGGGGCAGUCACCUGGACAUCAUGUUGGAGCAACUAUUGGUCCUGGUAUUCCGCCGAACGGUCUCCCUACAAACGGUCCUCUAUCCUCUCUGCCGCCAAAUCCAAACUCCCAACAAUCAAAUUCUUCAGGCCCUCUUCAGUUCAAUUCACAUCAGUCUAACAUGACAUCAGGCGGGGCCCCACCCAUCCUUACAGGACCAGGCGGCGUAGGGCCGGGAAUAUCUGGACCAGGUGUUCCUCCCCCUGGUCCUCCAGCUCCUGCGAUGGUCGGCCCGGGUGUAGGGUAUGGUCACUCGCUUACACCGCCUACGUUGGGGGGUCCCGGUGUUGGUAUGCAUUCCGGACCACCUCCCGGGACCAUUGGUGAGCCCGUUGGCGGGCCAGGGGGAAGCAUGCAAGGAAUUCACCACCAUCACCUUCACCAUCCGCACCACUCUCAAGCCCUCGGGUCGGGAUCUGGAUCAGGCACGCCUGGUGGAAGGGAUGGCAUUCGAGAUGGUAUUGGUGCAACAGGCCGUGAUCUCUUGGUCGAUGGACGCGACAAUAUUAAAGGGUCCCGCCCCCCGGAGCGAGGAAUUGUCAUUAUUGGUGGGAAUCGAGGCGACCGCGACAGAGAACGAGACCGAGGGAGGAUGAACUUCGAGCUCGAGGGGGACAUAGAGAGAAACCAGAGAGAACGAGAGGCGAUGGACCGCGAGCGGGAUCGAAGGGAAAGGGAAGUAGUGGAACGCUCUCGCCCUGACAUCACACAUUUUGCUCUUGGGAAGGAUAUCAACGGCCCGCUGCCUUCUGGUGGCCGGGGUGAUUCAACGCUCGGUGGAGGACCAGGGGCUCAGCGACAGUUUCAAUCGCAAUUUCACACGUCGUUCGUUACAUCUGGGCCCAAUGGCGGCUCAAGGAUGUCAAGUCCCGUGCCUGGGUCUGUGAUGGACCAGGUGAAGAAGGGCGAUCGGGAACAUGAGAGGGACGGACCCAGGGAAGGAGCCAGUGAGAAGGAGAAAGAUGGACUUCGCGACACCAAGGAUAGACAAGCAGACGCGCUCAGCCGAGAUCGUGACCGAGAGAAGCGACGCAGUGGCGGGGAUAGCGGUCUACGCCCCCCCGCCACAGCCAAUGUCUUUCCCGGCGCUCCCUCCGGUCCUUUCCCAGGCUCUAAGCCAACAACUGCACCUGGCGCGACGGCGCCGAGUGGGAAGGGACAACGACAACUUCUAGAUAGAGUCUUGGCGAAGGGAAACGAAUCGCCCAUGGGUAGAGAAGGCUUUGGUGGAACGGGAAUGAUGGGCGGCGAGGAAGGGCCUCAACCAGUUUGGAACGGCUAUGCACCGCCGCCAAUGUUGCCGAGAGGCUCCUCAGACUAUGGCUAUGGGUCGUCAAUGCAUGGACCUUCUCUGGCUGCAGGAUUAGGUGGCAGACUUGCUCGCGAGAGUCUCCCAACAUGGCCAGAAAUAGAAGUCAAGGCGAGAACGAGCAUUCACCUCGGGACAUUCGUAUAUCCGAAGACGCCUUUCCCUUAUUCAUUCUGGGAGAAUGGGGACCUGGAAUUUGGCAGUCAAAUCAAGCCUCGCAACAUCGAAGCAAGAGACAAGUCUACAGAGAAGCCUGAGGAAACUGACGUCAAAGAUGAAGCUACCGAGACGGAGGCGGCUGAUGACAAGGACCUCCUCGACGUCGACAUCCAUGCAACGAUCAUCAUUCCACAUGGAUUCAUACCCCUCGAACGCCCAUCUCGACCUAAGAUCUGGGGCGGGGGCGUGCUCUUAGGUGGAACCAGGCGGAUAUACACGGAUGAUUCAAAUCUUUUCUUAUGCGCCUUGCACAGCGGCUGGGUUACGUGGAGCGGUGGUGCCGCAGCAAGGAAAGAAGGUCGUGAUUUGAAGGUCGAGGUCCGGAUAAUCAAGUCUGUCGGUGAGAGGGAACGAGUUGAAUACAAUGUCGAUACGGCGAGGUCGCGAGUAGCUUCUGCAAUGCCCGACACGACAAAGAAAGGGGUUGACUCGGCCGACGCAACAUCACUUCCUAGCAACGCUAAGAAUCGCGAUAUCUCGAGGGAAGAAGUUGUGGGCAGGUUUAUUGGCGGAAUUGGCGCUGCAUUCAAAGAGUUGAGAGGAGACGAUCAAGGACGGAGACGGAUAGUUAGCGGCGAAUCUAGGGACGAUGAUACUGUGGACGAAGAUGGUAUGGACGUCGAUGAUGCCGAUAACAAGGAAGACGACGGUAGAAGUUUGCAGAGCUCUGGAUGGGGAAGUGGACAUGACGGCAGUGCUAUAGAAAUCAUCAAGGCUGAGUUUACCACAAAGUCAACAGGUCGCUUAGCGCCCGGUCUGGGUCGCCGCAAUCGUGCCCAACGACUCUUUGAAUAUGCUGAACGGAGAAAUGCUGUCCUUGGCCUCGGUCAGCCACUUUGUUCAGGCAGUUCCUCCUGCGUACUAGGGCGUAAGCGCCGUCGCAGUUGGGAAGAAGGACUUGAAACAGAGCCAUACAGUUCCAGGCGCUUGCCCAAUGCCACAGUAUUGGAUCCGAUUGCUGAAGAAGAUGCCACUGGCCUUGGGGAUGUGCAGAUAAAAGCGACGUCAGAGGAUGCUUACCAUGAUAGUGAGUGUGAAGAAGAGAUUGAGAUGAACGCCAGGACUGUGUUAUUCGACUUCGCAGCAGGAGGGGAAAUCCAAGCUGGGUUCAAAUACGAUCCUGCAGGACUCAAAAGGGUUCUCUUCCCCCAGUCAGAUCGCAGCUACGCGUCUCGUCCAAGGAAGCGCCGCAAAGUUGACGAUCCCAGUAGUGGGCGAGAGGCUACCCCUAUGGAUGUUGAUGACAGUCCCCAACCCUCUACCUCUCUUACCCCCACUUAUCAGCCUCUAUGUGUGUUGCUCGAAACUGGAAGCAAGACAUAUACUCUAUCCUCGGUGACGCCGUCAUCGUCGGAUGAGCAGUCGUUCGUUCGGACGUACAGUGUUAACCUCAUGAAUAUUGAAGGCCCACAAAGUAAUCAUCCGGUUCGAGACCCACAUCCAGGAGGUUCAACUCCCAAGAAUGGUACCUCUGCAACCGCUCAAAAUGAAGACCUUGCUACCCCCACCCCCGAAGCCCCAUCAGCGCCUAGCGACCCAGCUUCCAGCCCACUGCCUGCUAUAUCACCGUCAUCAAGAGCGUCAUCCGCACCUCCACAACCACCCAUUGAUGAGCAUGCUCCAGAACCGUCUCCCGUCGCCGAUGCCACUGAGCCAGCUGUAGAGCUUGGCGCAUACGUUACAGCAAAGCUAAACCCUCAGGAUAAACCAACAACCGCUACUUUGUACAGCGGGUUGAGUGAAGCUAUGCUUCACUUCACUGCCGAGGGUAUCACAGUCCUUGAUGCCGAAGCUAUCGAGGUGUUGAAAAUACCGAUUUUGCGGUGGAAAUGUCUCAAAGUCGAGCCAGUCUCAUAA